This is a messenger RNA of Fusarium graminearum PH-1, 1512 nucleotides long. RefSeq lists its product as uncharacterized. The record is from RefSeq and is a predicted model, not a curated record. NCBI's taxonomy places the organism in Eukaryota, Fungi, Ascomycota, Sordariomycetes, Hypocreales, Nectriaceae. Gene Ontology annotation, cellular component: cytosolic large ribosomal subunit. Gene Ontology annotation, molecular function: RNA binding; structural constituent of ribosome. Bases 69 to 815 code for a protein of 248 amino acids. The transcript is spliced from 3 exons. Gene Ontology annotation, biological process: maturation of LSU-rRNA from tricistronic rRNA transcript (SSU-rRNA, 5.8S rRNA, LSU-rRNA).
UUUUCUCAACCUACGCUUCUUCGACCGACAACCACUAACCGACUCUUCCAACAGCCGUCGCCGACAAAAUGGGUGCUACCGUUCCUACCAACGACCAGAUCCUGGUCCCCGAGACCCUUCUCAAGAAGCGCAAGUCUCAGGAGAAGGCCCGCGCUGAGCGCAGCGACGCCGUUGAGAAGAAGAAGGCUGCCAACAAGGAGAAGCGUCAGGUCAUCUUCAAGCGUGCUGAGAAGUACGUCCAAGAGUACCGCGAUGCUGAGCGUGAGAAGAUCCGUCUUCACCGCGUUGCCAAGUCUGAGGACUCUGCCUACGUCCCCGCUGAGGCCAACCUGAUCUUCGUCGUCCGUAUCAAGGGUAUCAACAAGAUGCCCCCCAAGCCCCGCAAGAUCCUCCAGCUUCUCCGUCUCCUCCAGAUCAACAACGGUGUCUUCGUCAAGGUCACCAAGGCCAUCACUGAGAUGCUCAAGGUUGUCGAGCCCUGGAUCGCCUAUGGUUACCCCAACCUGAAGACCGUCAAGGAGCUCGUCUACAAGCGUGGUUACGGAAAGGUCAACAAGCAGCGCACUGCUCUUACCGACAACUCCAUUGUUGAGGAGAACCUCGGCAAGUACGGUAUCGUCUGUGUUGAGGAUCUCAUCCACGAGAUCUUCACUGUCGGCCCCAACUUCAAGCAGGCCUCCAACUUCCUCUGGCCCUUCAAGCUCUCCAACCCCACUGGUGGCUUCCGUCCCCGCAAGUUCAAGCACUUCAUCGAGGGUGGUGACCUUGGUAACCGCGAGCACGCCAUCAACGCUCUCGUCCGCCAGAUGAACUAAGGGAUUGUGAUAAAAAAGGCUUUUAAGGAUCGGUCAAUAGGACCUAAUGGAUUCAAAAAAAUUUGCAUUGGCUGCUCGGCGUUUUACUCAUGACAGGGAUUCAUGACAGGGAUAUGGAAAUUGAUACCUUGAUGAAUGACACCCGAGUUUUCAAAAUUAUCUAUCUGUGAUGCUUUGUGAUGUACAAAAUAUUUGUGAAAAUUGGCAGUGACAAUAGCACGUGAUGCUCCAAUUGCCUCAUGAUGCAGGGGUAUGAAUUUCAUUUGUAUGUACAUGUGGGGAAGCCAUUUCAAAGUGUAUCAACGCCGCAGCCUCUCAUAUUCCAACGUGUAUGAGACGCUACAUCUUGAUAUCGAAGCUUGUACCACAGCCACAACUGCUGGUAGCAAGCGGGUUGUCUGUAAUCUUGAACUGCGAGCCGAUCAGCUCCAUCGUGAAGUCAACUUUGCUGCCCUUGAGGAGGUCGAGGGAUGGUUCAUCGAGUAUAAUCUUCGGACCAUCCUCCGAAGCUGUGGCCGGAUCAGCGUCUUCGGAGAUGUAUUGGAAAAUCGUAUCGUCUUCGUUCACGAUUGAGGACCAUUCGGCGGCAUCCUUAGCUGGUAAGGUGACGAGACUCAUGAGGUAUUGGAAGCCAUGACAGCCACCGCUUUCCACUUGGAUUCUCAAAGCAAGGUUUGGGUUACCAUCCUUCUCCAUG